Spirodela intermedia is the source of this 1985-nucleotide messenger RNA. The record is from the annotation of a GenBank genome assembly. NCBI's taxonomy places the organism in Eukaryota, Viridiplantae, Streptophyta, Magnoliopsida, Alismatales, Araceae.
AUGGCACAAAUUGUGCGGCAUGCCCUCCUAAAAUUCAUACUCUUUCGACAGGUUAUAUUUUGAUACGUGGAUCACACAGCUUCCUUUGCGGAAGUACUAACUUAUAGCGGUUAAAAAAAUGAAACUCGAGACCUUUCUCGUCAUCUUCCGAAGUGGCACGCUAAAACGACUUGAUUAGUCAUGCAUUCUACUCUUCGAAAAAGUCCGGAGACCAAAAAGCAAGAUCAUUUCUGCAAAACUGAACUAUGAACAAGACGUGUUUCCCUUUUGCAUGUUCACCUUUCCCUUCCUAUGCCUCCCUGUGCACCACCCUCGUUAAUAUUUUGCACUGAGGAAGAAUUUCAGACAGUUUCCUGACGAAAGCCUACCAGGAAAACAACCAUUCAAAAACAUGUGGUGUUAGGGGAAACAGAUCUGAUAUUAAACCUCAGACAUCACUGAACGCAUGUGCGACAUAUUGUUACAUCUCAGGCUUCACUGACAGGUACAACUGUGCGAUAUAUUGUUACAACAUUUUAAUUGAAACUCAACAGAACAGCGAAAGAGAACAGUGCCUCUCGUCAAGAGUCGUAAACACCACGCAUCACUCUUUGUCCUCGGUAAUCUACGGACAAGCCAGGCCAAUAGGUACCGUCACGCCGCAUAGAUUCAGCAGCGGCCUAAUGUCGCCUGGGAACUGAAUAUUGAGUCCGAGAAUAUUUGCUUUAACCGCCAGGCAAAGGCACGUGGCAAGGUUGUAGCUUGGAAUCGACUUGAUGAUACUGCAACAAAGUUGAUAGCCUAUUGGGAUCCCCAAGAGUUUCAGGACUGCGAGAACUGGAGCGCACACAGCUAGUAAUGUAACCUGAAUCAAACAGCUUGGUGGAGGUGGUGGUGGUGGAGGAGGCGGAGGAGGAGGAGGUGGAGGCGGAGGAGGUGGUGGUGGUGGAGGAGGCGGAGGAGGAGGAGGAGGUGGAGGCGGAGGAGGUGGUGGUGGUGGAGGAGGCGGAGGAGGAGGAGGAGGAGGCGGAGGAGGUGGUGGUGGUGGAGGAGGCGGAGGAGGAGGAGGAGGUGGGAGGCGGAGGAGGUGGUGGUGGUGGAGGAGGCGGAGGAGGAGAGGAGGAGGCGGAGGAGGGGUGGUGGUGAGGAGGCGGAGGAGGAGGAGGAGGUGGAGGCGGAGGAGGUGGUGGUGGUGGAGGAGGCGGAGGAGGAGGAGGAGGUGGAGGCGGAGGAGGUGGUGGUGGUGGAGGAGGCGGAGGAGGAGGAGGUGGAGGCGGAGGGGUGGUGGUGGUGGAGGAGGAGGAGGAGGUGGAGGCGGAGGAGGUGGUGGUGGUGGAGGAGGCGGAGGAGGAGGUGGAGGCGGAGGAGGUGGUGGUGGUGGUGGUGGAGGCGGAGGAGGAGGAGGUGGAGGCGGAGGAGGUGGUGGUGGUGGUGGUGGUGGAGGUGGAGGUGGUGGAGGCGGUGGUGGUGGUGGUGGAGGUGGUGGUGGUGGUGGAGGAGGAGGCGGAGGUGGAGGUGGUGGUGGAGGUGGUGGAGGAGGUGGAGGAGGUGGAGGAGGUGGAGGAGGAGGAGGCGGUGGUGGUGGAGGAGGUGGUGGUGGAGGUGGUGGAGGAGGUGGAGGAGGAGGAGGGGGUGGUGGUGGUGGAGGAGGUGGCGGAGGAGGUGGUGGUCGUGGUGGAGGAGGUGGAGGUGGUGGUGGAGGAGGUGGAGGUGGAGGUGGUGGUCUAGGUGGAGGCGGUGGUGGUGGUGGUGGUGGCGGAGGUGGUGGAGGCGGUGCUCGAGGUGGAGGUGGUGGUGGAGGAGGUGGAGGUGGAGGUGGUGGUCUAGGUGGAGGCGGUGGUGGUGGUGGUGGUGGCGGAGGUGGUGGAGGCGGUGCUCGAGGUGGAGGUCUAGGUGCGCCUUGGCCUGAAACUAAUGUGAAGAAGAGCAAAUUGAAAAUGAGCAGGAGUGCUCUAGAGGUACGAAAUUUUGAGGCCAUAAUGAGCCAGACACUUGAACCCCCUUGA